AUGUGGUUUUCCCAGGCGGCUCCGACUGAAUUUGUACUAGACAUGAGGGCGCGCGAGCUUGAAGGCCUCCAACAAGUGAUGUCCUCACUGCUGUUCCCCAGAACUGCAAUGAAGGACCUUUACUCUUCAUCCAAAUCCUCAGCGGGACCCUUCUCUCCGUCCCCCGGCGCCGUCCCUUCGGCCCCGCACCUCAUCGCCAGCGUGCAGCUGCAGAAGCUCAACUCUCACUAUCAGAACCUGGCGGGGUCUUCCGGCGGGACGGGGACGCAAAGCGCCUGUCCGGGCGGCGUCCUGGACUUUGACCCGGUGGACGAGGAGGUCCUCAUGUCGUUGGUGGUGGAGCUCGGGCUAGACCGUGCCAACGACUUGCCUGAACUUUGGCUGGGCCAAAACGAGUUUGACUUCAUGCUGAGCGAACAAACCUGUACCAAGUCAAUUCCACUUGGCGAACUAGCUAGCUAA
Molecule: messenger RNA, 462 nt
Organism: Nerophis lumbriciformis (worm pipefish)
Lineage: Eukaryota; Metazoa; Chordata; Actinopteri; Syngnathiformes; Syngnathidae
Source: RefSeq, a predicted model, not a curated record